Messenger RNA from Suillus fuscotomentosus, 688 nucleotides. RefSeq lists its product as uncharacterized. The transcript is spliced from 2 exons. The record is from RefSeq and is a predicted model, not a curated record. Lineage: Eukaryota; Fungi; Basidiomycota; Agaricomycetes; Boletales; Suillaceae. Bases 150 to 650 code for a protein of 166 amino acids.
CAUCUAAAUCGUCAGCUCGGUAGUUUUGCAGGUGCGUUUCAAUAGCUUUGCUCCAAGUAUGUGAUCAUAUCAUUCCCAAGUUCUUAGUACACUAAUUGAUAUCCUGCGCAUCAUCUCGCACCCCUCUCGUACAUCCAUUGCAUCCUCUGAUGCACCCUCUGUCACAUUCUCUUGCACCCUCUUGCACCUCUGUCGCACCCUCUCGCACCUCUGUCUCAUCCUCUUGCACCUCUGUCGCACCCUCUCGCACCUCCAUCUCAUCCUCUUGCAACUCUAUCUCAUCCUCUCGCACCUCCGUCCCAUCCUCUCGCAAUCCUCUUGCACCUCCACAGGCUCCACCCCAUCCUCUUGCGUUCCUCUCGCAGCUCUGUUCUAUCCUGUCGCACCUCCGUCCCAUACUUUCGCACCCAAGAGAAUGCAGACUGGCAACGACGCUCUUGACAUCACGGAAGCUGCGCUAUAACUCGUUCUCCAUCGCGCGGAUUGUAUCCCGAGCUCAGUGGACCACGAGCAAAACGAGGCACAGUCGAUCAUACAUUCACAUUACUCGAUGUCUUCCUUCCUGCCCAUCUCAUCCAUCUCCUCUCCCUCGUUAUCCUCCCCGCCUUCUUCCCUUUUCCUGCUCUCAUCCGUCGUCCGUAUUCGUCUAAGUCACGUCAGCAGUUGCUGACGUGCACUGGGCGUUUGC